This is a messenger RNA of Humulus lupulus (European hop), 1315 nucleotides long. RefSeq names its product CRM-domain containing factor CFM9, mitochondrial. Lineage: Eukaryota; Viridiplantae; Streptophyta; Magnoliopsida; Rosales; Cannabaceae. The record is from RefSeq and is a predicted model, not a curated record. Gene Ontology annotation, molecular function: RNA binding. The coding region runs from base 62 to 1246 and encodes 394 amino acids. The transcript is spliced from 4 exons.
GAAUCUACACACAUAUUUCAUAAACUCUUUUGUUUCUCGCACUGGAAAAUUUUCCCAGACAAUGGCAAAGGUUUGGUCUCGUAGGUUCUGUAGAGCUUAUUCCUCCAUCUUCAAGACCUUAAUUCACAACCCCCUCCAUAUCAGGCCGGUUUUUCCGACGCAAGAUUCAAUUUUUUGUCCAGCCAAACAUUUGUUUAAUCCCAGCCUUCCAAGCCCUGUGUGGGUUUUCAGAAACUUGAGCCACGGUUCUGUGAAUCUUGUCAUAUCGCAAGGGAAACUCAAGUUCGAAACGCACGAAGUGGAGCCUCCGAAGAAGGAAAAAUGGAAGACGAAGAAGAAGUUGAAGCUGCAAAGAAAGCGAGAAAAACAGGUGAGAAAAUCGGCUAAUAAAAGAGACCCUCGUAGGCUUGGCGUGAAGGGUAAGAAAAAUCAGAAGUUCGCCAAUGCCGAAGAGAGGAUCAAGUACAAGCUUGAGAAGGCUAAAAUUAAGGAAACUUUGUUGAUUGAAAGACUUGAGCGAUAUGAGGUUCCAAAAGUCCAAGGUCCUGUUGUUGAACCAAUCACCUUGACAGGAGAGGAACGUUUUUUUAUGAAGAAAAUGGCCCAAAAAAGGUCUAAUUAUGUGCCCAUUGGGAGAAGAGGCAUUUUUGGAGGUGUUAUUCUUAAUAUGCAUAUGCAUUGGAAAAAACAUGAAACUGUAAAGGUCAUCUGCAAUUCCUCUAAGCCUGGCCAAGUACACGAGUAUGCACAAGAAAUUGCCAGAUUGAGUGGUGGGAUUCCAAUUCAGAUAAUUGGAAAUGACACCAUAAUAUUUUAUCGAGGAAAGGACUAUGUGCAGCCGGAGGUUAUGUUGCCUAUAGAUACACUGUCCAAGAAGCGGGCUUUGGAAAGGUCCAAGUAUGAGCAAUCACUUGAGUCCGUGCGACGAUUCAUUGCCAUUGGAGAGAAGGAACUGGAGCUAUAUUACAGGCACAUUGCACUUUAUGGUGAUCCAAAUGAUAGGAAUCCUAUUUCAGUUUUGGACGGUCCAAGAAAAGACACAGAGAAGCCUAACGAAUUUGGAAAAGAAAAGAAUGAUUGCUUUUCCACAGGUCUAAAUCUAAUAGAAAUGGAAGCUAAUUCCAUGGAAUCUAAUCUCUCCAGAAUGGAUGGUGAUGGUUUUGAAAGUGAAGGGUUAUCCCCACUUGAAUCAGAUUCUGAUUCCAUUUCUUAUUCUGAUGAUGAAGAACGAUGUUCUAGGACGUAAGAGAGCUCCACAAGGACAGUCCAAUCAUCAACUUCAGAUUUUGACAAUCAGGAGACGGGUUAUGCUAAA